Molecule: messenger RNA, 4222 nt
Organism: Meriones unguiculatus (Mongolian gerbil)
Lineage: Eukaryota; Metazoa; Chordata; Mammalia; Rodentia; Muridae
Gene: Mcmdc2
Product: minichromosome maintenance domain containing 2
Exons: 14
Coding region: 555-2600 (681 amino acids)
Biological process (GO): double-strand break repair via break-induced replication
Molecular function (GO): DNA binding; single-stranded DNA helicase activity; ATP binding
Source: RefSeq, a predicted model, not a curated record
GUUGGCUCCUCCUUCCACCAUGUUGGUCCCAGGGGUCAAACUCAGUCGUCAGACUUGGCUUCUUUACCCAAUGAGUCAUCUCGCCAUCCCAGACUGAAUUUAUGAAACAAUUUAUAUCACUUUCAUCAUUCAGUCAGUCUGUACUUACUGGGAUUAUCAUCAUCCAAGAUUACUUGUUUCAACUUGCAUUUUUGGAGUGCCUGCCCUAGAAAGCCGUUUGAGCAUCCUGUUAAGUUUGUGGUCAUUUGCAAAAUCACCUGAGUGCUGACUGAAGUGUUGUUUGGGGAAGGGAGUGUGGCCAAUAGUACAUGCUUGCACGCGUGAGGCCCUCAGUUCAGUCGCCAGGUUUUGUUUGUCUUUCAGUUGGAAGGUUUUCGAGUUGGAAAGUUUACCAGCUGUAGCCUCAGUGUCGGUAAGUUUUAUUAGUGGUCUUCAAAAGUAAGCUUUCUUUUGUCUCUAGGUUCCCUGGUUCUUCCUGCGAGUCUCGUCCCUUGUGAUCUUUACCACCAGCUGUGGUUAACCUGCCGCUAGCAGAGAAGGUCAACAAGGGGAAGAUGGCAAAUCUACAAAUGAAAGAGGCGGCCCUUGUCUAUCUAGACAGAAGUGGGGGCCUCCAGAAGUUUAUGGGCGACUGCAAGUACUACAACGAUUCAAAACAAAGUUACGCCGUCUAUCGGUUCAAUAUUUUAAUAAAUCCCUGUGAUGUUGUCGAAUUAGAUGCUGAACUUGGAAAUCACGUUUUACACCAUCCCUUAAAAGCUGCUCAAGUUUUUCAGUCAGUCUGCUUUGUCGCUGUUAAGACUCUCUCGUUAAUUGGACAGUUGCAGACUGAAACUCAAAUCAAUAUUAUACUGAAGUUAACACACUUGCCUCCCCUGCCAAGUUAUAAUCUUGAUAUUUGUGAGUUUCCACUUAAUUAUACAUCUCAGAGGUUUUACAUGAUGCAAGGAAUUGUGAUCGCAAUGACAACUGUAACCAAGUACACGCAAGGUGCAAGAUUUCUCUGUUCAGAUGAAGCAUGCCCUUUUUCAAAAGGAUUUCAGUAUAUAAGAGUCCAUGUACCUGGUGCUACUGAAUCUGCAACAGUAAGAAAUGACUUUUUGUGCAAUCUGUGUUCAUCUCCACUUCAAGAAGACAGAAAAUUUAGAGUACUUGGUGAUAAACAGAUAGUUGAAAUAAUUACCACAAAAGUGCUUCAUGCUUUUCAAGGAGGUUCUAAAAGCCAGCCAUUUAGGUUUCAAUCACUCAGUGUUUUUCUAAGAGAUGAGCUAGUGAAUAAAAUGAAAAUAGGAAAUGAAUAUAAAAUUAUUGGAAUUCCCGUCUGUGUCAAAACGUCACAAACUGCUCUCUGUGUAGAAGCAAAUAGCAUCACUCCUUACACAGCAAAAGUUCCUUCAGGAAUCAGUGACAACUUCAGGUGUCUCCACUCCCUGACUUCCAGCUCAAGCUGGAAAUUCACAGCAAUACUUGCCAACAUCUUUGCAUCACAGAUUGUUCCUCCUGGGACUUACAAUCUGCUCAAACUGUGUUUGCUGAUGAGCCUAGUACAGACAAGAGACUGCAGUAGGAAACCAGAAGACUGCUUGGAUAUUUUAAUUAUAACCAGUGACACUCUGCUUGUAGACAGGCUCUUGAAUUUUAGUAUGAAUCUUGUCUCACGCGGUAUACAUCAUCCUGUCUCAACUGAAGUUUUUCCAACUGUGUCCGGAAAUAAAUAUGGAACUGGAGCAGUAAGCGUUCAAGCUGGUAGUGCUUUGCUAGCUAAGGGUGGUGUCUGCUUCAUAGGAGACCUGACAUCACAUAAGAAAGAUAAACUCGAACAGCUCCAAUCAGUUUUGGAGAGCAGAAGCAUUUCAGUGUUCAUCCCAGGAAAGAAGUUUGGGGAUGAUAUUGAUCAGCAAAUGACUUUUCCCAUUCAGUGCAGCUUUUGGUCUUUUGUUGAUAUGGAUUCACCUUCAAGGAAAAAUUUGCAGAAAACCAGUACUCUGAUUGGUCAGAUGGACUGCAGUUUGAUUCCAGCUCACCUUGCAGAGGCAUUUGGAUUGUUGAUUAACUGCAAUGAGUCAUCUCCUUGCCACCCACUUCUCCUUACUGUGCAGCAUACUUUAAAGAAAGCGAUGGAUCCUGAGGGCCUGCUGUAUUUAGCCUCCAAACAGUUCACAACUGAAGACUUUGAAAAGCUACUGGCUUUUGCAAAGAAUUUGAAUAUGGAAUUCAGCUUGGAGGCAGAAAGAAUGAUUCAUGGCUAUUAUCUAGCAAGUCGCAGAGUCAGAACAGAUUCUGUACAUGGAUCAAAGUUGUCAGCAUCUGCAUUAAAAUACUUAGUUUCUUUAUCUGAAGCUCAUGCUAGACUGAAUUUAAGGAACAAAGUGCUCAAAGAAGAUGUACUCAUUGCAGCCUUAUUGUUUGAGCUAUCUCUCACAUUGAAAUACGGGGCCACUGCAUUUUGUGUCGCUCCCAAUGCAUUAUUUCCAUUUGAACUAUAUAACGAAGACUAUUUAGAGCGAAGAGAUCUCUACCUCACUCAGUGCCAACAGCAGCUGCAGCAGUUCAUUGCCACAUAUGGACCUGGGACGACCAUCUUUUCUAGUGAUGAAUAAGCAAUUUAAGGAAAGCUUUUUCACGACUGGAAGAAUGCUUCAGAUGUGCGUAAUCUCAAGGUUACCUAUUAGAAUGUCAUUAGGAGUAUGAAAUGUGGCUUUUAACUACAAAUAUAUAAAUAACCCAAACAUCUAAAACAAAACUGUCUUUAAACAUUACCAAGCUUCACAUCAAAAAUUCCUGGCUACCUGUGUAUCAAAAAUACACAGUUGAGAACAUGGCAAGUGUGAAAAAGUUCUGUUCAUUGCACCAAUCAGCAAUACUUUACCACAAAUAUACCAGUUUAAGCUUGUUCAUUUACCAAGCUGAUGAGUUUAAAUCUCUGCAAUUUAAAUGUGCCUAAGUAUCUAAUGUAAAGGCCUUUCUAUAUUUUACCAUGUGCACUAUGGGCCUAUUGCUUUAUAAGACCAAACUCCUGGGAGGUGACCUUCCCGCCUCCAAUUAGCUGGUACACCUGACUUUUGGUGUUUUUAGGUCCUGGCUGUGAACAGCAAGUUAUAAGAGUAGAAAUUAAGGCCUGAUGUGUGUAGUCUAGGUCUCUAAGGGAAAGCUAAACAAUUCUUACCAGCUGGGGAUCAAACCCAGAGCUUUGGGCCAAUUAAGGAACUCCUCCCCCAGCCCUUACUAAGGCUUCAAAUGCCUAGUCACCAGAAUGUUGCUGUGUUUAUGCUGUUCACUAAACCCAGUUACUCAACCAGCUAAAAGAUUUAGCGGAGUCUCACCUCAAGAGGAAAUCCAGUUUUAGAGUUAAGUGAUCAUAGAUAGAUCACGUAGACACUUUCCUCCCUACAGUGUAUUUUCAGCUAUCUACUAGCAACCAGGAUUGCUUGUACUGACAAAGAAAUCUGGGCUUAUGAAGGGUGAGAACUUUUACUAUGAGAAUGACAUGCAUUUUAAAGAAAUUACCACCAGAGCACUUAGAAUUGUUUAUUUCUAUAUAACUUGUUUAACUAAUUUUCAUCAUUUGCUUCUCUGUUCACGGUUUCUUGACCAAUUCUUCAUUUUACAUUCCAAAAUGUGCUGCACCUUCCCAAAAGAAAAAAGGCAGUUAGAAGCCCACAGAAUCAUUUUCUUCCAUCUCAGAAACUAAGCCCAGGGAUUCAUCCUCAUGGUCUUCAAAGGAAUGCCAAGUAAACAGAAGGGGUUGGCUCCAAUCUGAGUGUUAUCAAAGACUGCUCAAUCAGGAUAGAUGACUGCCUGAGCAAACUUACCCAAAACAACGUGUUUUCAAACCGAAGAUACUCAAGUUGGAUAUUCAUCUCCCGCCACCUACAUGCUGGACAGAACAAACAAUACACCAUUUCAACAAUUUCAUCACAUUUCAGUAAUAUGAACUAAUUUAUACAUUGCUGGCAUCUCAGUCAAGAUUAUUUCUUCAAAGAAACCCUCAGCUGGGUAAACGGCAAAAACUUAAGUCAUCAUGUGCCAGCCAUUACACCAUUGCAAGAACAGGUCCUGUGUUAAUCAAACCAUGGCACACACAAUUCAUACCUUGUUACUGGCAACUGUGGUCCUGGUAACUUGUUCAGUCACUUUCCAUGACAAGUUUUCAGAAAAGUUAUUCAAGUACCUUCAAGAGAGACAGUUGUUGCACCUAAAAAAUUAAACAUUUGACUGUGAA